Molecule: messenger RNA, 1807 nt
Organism: Mycena citricolor
Lineage: Eukaryota; Fungi; Basidiomycota; Agaricomycetes; Agaricales; Mycenaceae
Source: the annotation of a GenBank genome assembly
UUCUACCACUAAACACUGACUCGGAGGUGAAACGGCACUCAGACGGGCCGCUCCCACUUGUCUGGUCUUGAGUCUAAUCGCGUCUGACUUCAAAUCUCACUGAAUCCUGCGUGCUCCUGUCGCCAAAAUGCUGCAUGUUGGCCGCGCCCUUGGACUGUCGACCAAAUUCGAAUUGGAACAACCUAACAGCGUCGUUGGCGUCAUGAUGGCUUCCCAAUUCUUUCAGCUGGCAUGUGUUCACGCGCAUAAUUGCUCUCGGUAUCGCUCUUGAACUCCCCCCAGUGAUGCCAGACGAAAUAGCGAUGGGCUGUUUGGUGCACACUCAUUGCCUAAGACUCGACACCUCGUACUGGAAGGGAACCGCGGUCAAAUAGUCGGAAUGCGGGAUGGCGGGUGGUCUCGUUAUCGCUUUCGACUGUUGGUGUGUCGCUCGGACCCUGGGGAAUCAUCGGACUACUCUCCUGUGUCGCCCACGGAGCAGAUUCCCUACUGAGAUCUGGGGAUGUGCUAGCAUCUCUGUUCGCUACGGAAUCGAACGGGAUGGAGAGGUACCAACGGGAAGGCUGCCAAGGCCCAAUCAUGCAGUGCUGCAUCGAGAUAUCUCUGGAUGAAAGUGCUUCAUGAACUCGCGGCGAAGACCUCUGUGCCAACCAACAGGUCAUGGUAAAACUUGAGUCUCUACGGUGCACGCAGUCCUUGAAGCUUACAUAUCUUCGCUCGUCGCUGAUAGCGAAAACAAGAGCCUUGGAUCAUGCACCCAUCAGCCUAUAUCGGGAGGACAAUGGUUUUCCAGGCUUGAUUGCGCACAUCCGGUGCUGUAACGUGACUCCAGUGGAUACGCCCGCGCUCGCAUUGUCGGGCGGGGUUAGGCGUGUCCUUUGCCUCUGCAUCUCACCACCGCCCAAGUCAUACACAUGUCUUCCGUUCCACUGGCCUUCGGUACCCAGCCGCGGCAGCCUUUGAUCGAAAGUUGCUACAAAGUCCGGACGGCACCGCCCAAGAAACUGCAGAACAGUCUGCUAAAGAGUAUCUCGCGACGCAUACAGAUCAUCCCAACCGAAUUCGACUUCCUACCAUCGUCGGAGCUGGCUCAUUCGUUCAUUGAGCUUUACAGCAUGCGUCAGUCAUCGUGGGAGGCGUCGUUCGAGCCACACGGAUCCAUGUACCGGUUGGUUUUACGCAAGAAAAGGGAUGCGCGUGUGCUCGUCCCAGUGAGACGAGCGCGCCCAGUUGUGAGGACGAAGAACAAUCGAACCAAGACACUAAAGGAAUUGCGCCGGGACCUCCUGGCUCUAAAGGCUCCGGGCCAUGGGAACCAACCCGCCGUCUGGGGUAUCCGCCGCACUCAUCUGAAGUACCUGGAGCACCAUCGCAUAACUGCACGUCUUCCCAAUGUACCAACUAGGUUCUUCCGGUACAACGGCAUCGAGAACUACGUGUGGAAUCGGAAGCCCUCUCCUCUCUCAAGGCCGCUCUUGAUCGAAGUGGACGACGACAUUCCUCUGGCGCAAUCUCCCAGCGAGAUCAACUCUCCGACUGAAUUGACGCCAACGAUGACCGAGCCAUCCCCAGUUGAGAAAUGCUCACCUCAGCUAGAGGCUCGGCCUCGUCGUGCACGGAAGAAACCGAAUCAAAGGAAGGAGGAUGUCAGUCAGCGGGAGUAUCUUGAAAGGAAAUGCAAAAGUCGGAGAGUUUAGAUUCGUCAUGGAGGCGUAUCUUAGCAUUCUCCUCGAAUGGACAUCUCCGCAUAGGGCAAUCGACACCCAUGUCCAGUACCUACGUUCUUACUUGACGGAGCAGUUGAUUC